Lactuca virosa is the source of this 366-nucleotide messenger RNA. Lineage: Eukaryota; Viridiplantae; Streptophyta; Magnoliopsida; Asterales; Asteraceae. The record is from the annotation of a GenBank genome assembly.
AUGUUAGCUGAGGUGAAAAGGAGGAAGGCAAAAUCGGGUGUGGUGAAGGAUUCUAAGUCUAAGUUAGAAAGAUGCUUGAGAGAGAAUAGUGAAGAAGAUGAUGAAUAUUUUCAGAGUAACAAUUUCAUGGUUCUGAGUUGGUGGAAAAAGAGGCGUGGUUUGUUUCCUAUCUUAUCCGUUGUUGCUCGUGAUGUGUUAGCUAUUUUGGUCUCAACAGUGGCAUCUGAAUCCACAUUUAGUACCGAAGGAAGGAUUGGAUGCUCAAGUGAAGUUGAAGUCAAUGUGGAAGAAAACAUUGAAGAUCUUGAUCAGUUUGAAGAUGACUUGCGGCAAUUGAUGGCAGAAUCAGCUGUUCUUGAUAUAUAA